AGAACUUGGAAAGGUGGCUUCAAAAGAUUCCUCGCAUUUAGUACAAUUUGGUUAACCGGUGACGACUUAAGUCGGCCUAACCGAUAGCCAUUAUUCCUUAACGGAUAAGUAUUUAUAAUAAUUUCUCGUAAACCGAACGUAAAUCUAGUAAAAGUUAAUCGUCAUGGCGACAAUGGACAACAUUUCUGAAGAAAUUAAAGAAAAUGUGCAUCCAACAAACAUAACAGGGAACAGUAUAGGCAAGGAUGUGAAAUUUGCAAGUAUUACUCAUGUUGAAUCAAUAUCGGAGAAAAAACGGAAACGUAAUGUAAUCGAGGAUGCCAACGAGAGAAGGAAACGCCUUGAGAAGGAAGAUCAAGAACGCAAUUUGCGGGAACAACGUUAUAAACACUUACUCCAAUUGCUUGAUCGUAGUCAAAUUUAUUCAAAAUACCUUAUUAACAAGAUUGAAACAUCAAUUCAAAGUGGAGAAAACAAAAAGAAAAAUAAAAAUAUAACAAAAACUCCAGAUAAACCAAUUUCAAAAACACCACCAAAAAAAGGACAUUCAGAGGGUACCAGAUCUCCAAGAAAAGCUUUAAGUCCAAAAAUGAUAGAAGAAGAAUUAAAUAGAGACAAUGAACCUGAAACCACUUAUUCAGAUGAAAAUGAGAAAAACAUAAGACUGAAAUAUUUUGAAGGGAAGUUACGAGAUUAUCAAAGGGAAGGACUGCAGUGGCUUAUCGUGCUCUAUGAAAAUGGUUUGAAUGGCAUUUUAGCUGAUGAAAUGGGCCUCGGUAAAACAAUACAAAUUAUAGCUCUGAUAUCUCACCUUCUUGAGAAAAAGCAAGAAGGUCCUUUCCUAAUAGUUGUUCCACUCUCAACAUUACCAAAUUGGACAUCUGAAUUUAAACGGUUUGCACCAAAAGUGCCAGUAGUAGUAUUUUAUGGAAACAAACAAGAAAAACUGGCAUUACGUCAAUCAGUUAAACAAAAAGUUCAUGUUGAUGGUAAUUUUAAGACGCAACCUGUUGUAUUAACAACGUAUGAAACGCCUUUGUCGGAUCAAUACUUACAUACUCUGAAAUGGAGAUAUAUAAUUGUUGAUGAAGCACAACGAAUAAAAAACCAUGAGUGUUUGUUAAUUGCAACGCUGAAAUCAUUCCAGUCAAUGAAUCGGUUACUGAUAACAGGAACACCUCUUCAGAACAACUUAUCAGAGUUAUGGUCACUUUUAAAUUUUUUGUUACCUGAUAUUUUUAAUAAUUUGGCUGUAUUUGAAUCAUGGUUUGAUCCGAUAGAAUUACAGCAAGAUAUUGGAACUGAAAAAUUACUUAAACAAGAAGAAGAACAACACAUUAUACAGUUUCUACGUGAAAUUUUAAAACCCUUUAUGUUAAGACGAACAAAACUGGAUGUUUGUUUGGAUAUACCACCAAAGAAAGUGCUCAUAGUUUAUGCACCAAUUACCGAGUUACAACGUGAAUUGUAUACCGCUGUUUUACAGCGUGACAUGGAUUCUCUAAGUAUGAUAAACGUAAAGCCUCCUGAAGUGAACAUAAAUUCUGAACGACCCAAAAGACAAUGCAGACUAAAAAACAAAUACAGUUCUGAUUAUGUCGAUCCCUUUAGUGAUACUCCUUCCAAUUCAUCAUCAGAAUCGAUAAAUUUUACAGAAUAUGACACAAGUGCAGAGACCUGGAAAAAUAAUCUAGACGACAAAAAUAAUUUGGCUGCCUGGAAAAAUUUUGCUAAUAUUACGGAACGCAAUUAUCAAUUCUUCAUUCGAAUUCAGUUUCGUAAUCGAUUACCAAUGUAUAAAAAAAUUGUGAAUCACCCCUUUUUGGUUCAUUGUCCUCUUGAUGCAAGUGGUUUGCCGAAAAUUGACGAAGAAUUGGUUAAAGCAUCUGGAAAACUGUUGGUGCUGGAUGCCAUGCUGGCAAAACUGCAUUCACGCGGUCAUAAAGUUCUUUUAUUUUCAACCAUGACAACAUUAUUAGACAUAUUAGAAGACUAUCUUGAACUAAGACCUUACCAAUAUGUUAGACUGGAUGGCACCGUCAGCAUGAAAGACAGGGAAAACAGAAUAGAUAUUUUUAAUAAUGACCCAAGCGUGUUCCUCUUUUUGAUCUCCACAAGAGCUGGAGGUGUUGGCUUAAAUUUAACCGGAGCCGAUACGGUCGUUAUGUAUGAUAGUGAUUGGAACCCUCAAAUUGACAUACAAGCAAUGGCUAGAUGCCACAGAAUAGGGCAAACACGACCUGUGGUUGUUUAUAGGCUGUGCACGAAAGGAACAAUUGAUGAGAUAAUCCUUAAUCGAGCAGAAGGUAAACGUAAACUGGAAAAAGUCGUUAUAUCGGAGCGAAUAAAAGCGUCAACUAAAGAAGAUCUUUGGGAAUUAAAGACACUCUUAGACUCCAGUGAUUUCCAAGUUGUUAAAUCAGUUAAUGAUGUGUAUACCGAAGAGGAGCUUGACAAAAUUUUGGACAGAACUGAUUUAAUCGAGAAAGUCUCAGUCAAAACAGAAUGAAAAUAAUGUAAAAAUUCUGUUAGACAAAAGCUGAUAUUGAUUAGAAUGAAGGUUUAGUAGUUUUAAUUUAUUUUAUAUCAAUGACCGUUCCCAGUACUAAAAGUGUUUAAUUCCGUGAGAAUUGUCUAUAAAUUACAGUAUUAAUUUAUUAUAAUAAAUGCGUGUAUUAUGUAUUUUUUUAAUAAUGUACCAAUGAGCAUUCCUAAAAUACAAAAUUAUGUGUUAAUGAUGUAAAACGUGUUUAUUUUAAUUUUUCUUGUACUUAUUCAAUUUGAGUAAGCGUACGACAUUAAAUUGAUUUGAAACUGAAAUUAAGUAAGUCAGAAGCUCCUGCUGUAAUUAGUGAAAUCGACUAAAAAAACACGCCUAUUCAAUUCGAGCCACUUAUAGAGGGUUAUCUCUAGUUAUUGACAUAAGUCUAUGUUCAAACUUGUUUUUAAAAUUGUUAUUGGAUACAUUUUUACCAAAAAAUGACUGUCGCUUUUACCUAAAAGUGACUAUGUCUAAAAUAUUGCAUCUCCCUUUUGGACCGCUUUUAACUAGAUAUGCUAUCAAAAAUCAUGUCAACUAAGACACACUUGUCACUGUUU
Messenger RNA from Orussus abietinus, 3099 nucleotides. RefSeq names its product lymphoid-specific helicase. Gene Ontology annotation, molecular function: ATP-dependent chromatin remodeler activity; ATP binding; chromatin binding. Gene Ontology annotation, biological process: negative regulation of gene expression via chromosomal CpG island methylation; pericentric heterochromatin formation; DNA methylation-dependent constitutive heterochromatin formation. The transcript has 7 exons. The coding region runs from base 164 to 2509 and encodes 781 amino acids. NCBI's taxonomy places the organism in Eukaryota, Metazoa, Arthropoda, Insecta, Hymenoptera, Orussidae. The record is from RefSeq and is a predicted model, not a curated record. Gene Ontology annotation, cellular component: pericentric heterochromatin; nucleus.